Octodon degus (degu) is the source of this 1116-nucleotide messenger RNA. RefSeq names its product partner of NOB1 homolog (gene Pno1). Lineage: Eukaryota; Metazoa; Chordata; Mammalia; Rodentia; Octodontidae. Gene Ontology annotation, cellular component: nucleolus. Bases 43 to 798 code for a protein of 251 amino acids. The transcript has 7 exons. Gene Ontology annotation, molecular function: RNA binding. The record is from RefSeq and is a predicted model, not a curated record.
UGCCGCACGUGUUCUAGUUGGAAGCGCUUUCCGGGUCCAGAGAUGGCUGAUAUGGAGAUACAGAAUGCGGGAGCCGAGGAAGGGUUCACCCAGGUCACCCGAAAGGGUGCCCGGCGGGCGAAGAAACGGAAGUCUGAGCAAUUGUCUGAAGCGGGGGAGGGCGGGGACGCGGGCCGCAUGGAUACGGAGGAGGCCCAGCCGGCAAAGAGGCCGAUCUUCCCGCCGCUCGCUGGGGAUGGACUGCUGAGUGGGAGAGAAGAAACACGCAAAGUUCCAGUUCCAGCUAACAGAUAUACACCAUUAAAAGAGAACUGGAUGAAGAUAUUUACUCCUAUUGUAGAACAUUUGGGACUCCAGAUACGCUUUAACUUGAAAUCGAGAAAUGUAGAAAUCAGGACUUGUAAAGAAACCAAGGAUGCUAGUGCUCUGACAAAAGCAGCUGAUUUUGUAAAGGCCUUUAUUCUUGGAUUUCAAGUGGAAGAUGCACUCGCCCUCAUCAGGUUAGAUGACCUCUUUCUGGAGUCUUUUGAAAUUACAGAUGUUAAGCCUCUAAAGGGAGACCACCUGUCAAGGGCAAUAGGAAGAAUUGCUGGCAAAGGAGGAAAAACCAAAUUUACCAUAGAGAACGUGACACGGACACGAAUAGUUUUAGCUGAUGUGAAAGUUCACAUCCUUGGCUCUUUCCAGAACAUCAAGAUGGCAAGGACUGCCAUUUGCAACCUCAUCCUAGGAAAUCCUCCAUCAAAGGUUUAUGGCAAUAUUAGAGCUGUGGCUAGCAGAUCAGCAGAUCGGUUCUGAUUUCAAAUUAGACUUUUAUCAUUGGACUCUAAAGAGAAAGACCUGAUCCUCUGCAGGUGGUCACACAAAACAAUGUGAAGAAUGUCUCAUAAACAGAAGAGAAAGAUUUAACAUUACUCAAUAACUUUUAGUUAUUGACAAUUCAUAUAUUAAAAUAUAAUGUAUAUUUUUCUUUUGAGUCACGUAGUGGAUUUGCAAUUAGAAUCCUCGUUUAGAGGAAAUGUAUUACAUAAACAAUUCUAUGUAAGUUUUGGGUUUAUUUAUAAGUGUGUAAACAUUUCUUCUCUGUAAAUUGUAAUUAAAAGGAUCAUCUCAAAA